UCGUUAUUGCGGUGCCUUGUGAGAUUGAAUGUGUAAAAUACUAUGCUUUAGUUUAAAUGUGUGCACUCGAUAAAAUCCAUGUUUUAGAGCCAUUGUGUCUCGCAUUGAUGACGUCACAACACUCGCGUUCUUGCACUCAUUCCAGCAAGUCUUCUGAGAUCUUCUAUUCAACACACGAACUUCCCAAGGCUGAAUGAGAACAUGAAUAAACCAGAACCCUUCAGAAUAAAACACAAAGAUACUGCAAAGCAAGGAGACCUAAUGGAAGACAGUGAGGAGAGUGAAGAACGGAAUGAGGCCGAGGACAAGCAUAAUCAUGUCAAAACUUGUGAGAAAUCUUUUAGUUGCUCACAGACUAAAAGUAAUUUAUUGAAAAAAGCCAAAAAGCCUUUCACCUGCUCUCAUUGUGGGAAGUGUUACACAGUAAAAGCAACCCUGGCAAUACACAUGAGGACCCAUACUGGAGAAAAUCUGCACACGUGUGAUCAAUGCGGGAAGAGUUUUCCGAUAAAAGCAUACCUUAAGGAUCACAUGAGAAUCCACACUGGAGAAAAACCGUACUCAUGUGAUCAGUGCGGGAAGAGUUUUACGAUGAAAGGAACCCUUAAGGAUCACAUGAGAGUUCACACUGGAGAGAAGCUGUACUCGUGUGAUCAGUGCGGGAAGAGUUUUGCAUACAGACACAGUCUUAAAAGUCACACGAGAGCUCAUAGUGGAGAGAAGCCAUUCUCAUGUGAUCAAUGUGGGAAUAAUUUCACAAGUAAAAGAUCUCUUAAGGAACACAUGACAAUCCACACUGGAGUGAAACCACACACAUGUGAUCAAUGUGGGACAAGUUUCAGACAAAAAGCAGCCCUUAGGGAGCACAUGACCAUCCACACUGGAGUGAAGCCGUUUGCAUGUGAUCAGUGCGGAAAGAGUUUCAGAAAGUCAUGCACUUUUAAAGUACACCUGCGUCGUCAUUCUGGAGAAAGACCAUUUAACUGUGACCAGUGUGGUAAAACUUUUUUUAGGUCAGAUGCGCUGAAGGACCACCUGAAAGUUCAUACAAAGGAGAAGCCUUACAUGUGUACUUUGUGUGGAAGGAGUUUUAGUCAGUCAGGUACUUUAAAAUUGCAUCAGAAAAGACACAACAGUGUGAAGGAGCAUAUGUGUUUUGAUUGUGGGAAGACUUUUGUUAGAGAUGCUGAACUCAAACUGCAUCAGAGCACUCAUACUGGAGAAAAACCUUACAAGUGUUCACAUUGUAACAAGAGAUUCAGAUGGUCAGAUUAUCUGAAAAAACAUGAGAGGAUCCACACCGGAGAAAAACCUUUCAAGUGUUCACACUGUGACAAGAGAUUCAAAUGGUCAGAAUAUCUAAAAAAACACGAGAGGAUCCAUACUGGAGAGAAGCUGUAUCAGUGCAGUCAAUGUGAAAAGAGUUUCACUCUGUCGUCAUCUUUACUCAGUCAUACAAAAAAGAAAUGUGUGAAAUCAUGAACUCUUAUCUGAAUAAAAAUCUGAAUUCUUUGGA
This is a messenger RNA of Carassius gibelio (silver crucian carp), 1516 nucleotides long. RefSeq names its product gastrula zinc finger protein XlCGF52.1. The transcript has 3 exons. NCBI's taxonomy places the organism in Eukaryota, Metazoa, Chordata, Actinopteri, Cypriniformes, Cyprinidae. Bases 202 to 1482 code for a protein of 426 amino acids. The record is from RefSeq and is a predicted model, not a curated record.